Messenger RNA from Drosophila grimshawi, 2556 nucleotides. RefSeq names its product histone acetyltransferase KAT2A (gene Gcn5). Gene Ontology annotation, molecular function: histone H3 acetyltransferase activity; protein binding. The transcript is spliced from 3 exons. Gene Ontology annotation, biological process: positive regulation of transcription by RNA polymerase II; chromatin remodeling. The coding region runs from base 48 to 2519 and encodes 823 amino acids. Gene Ontology annotation, cellular component: nucleus; histone acetyltransferase complex. NCBI's taxonomy places the organism in Eukaryota, Metazoa, Arthropoda, Insecta, Diptera, Drosophilidae. The record is from RefSeq and is a predicted model, not a curated record.
AUAUAUAAUAAGUGAAUAUAUAUCACAAACAAAGAAAAAUCGAAGGCAUGUCUGGUGGUCCAGCAAUAACUCUGAAGAGCCAACCAAUCGAUGGAAGUAAUAGCAAUAGUGGCAAUGCAGCUGCCCAACAGCAGCAGCAGCAACAGCAAUCUGGGAACGGAUCCGCGGCAGCCGCCGCAUCCGCAUCAUCAUCAUCGUCCCAGCAGAGUUCAGCAGCUGGAUCAAGUGUGCCACCAGCCCAGGAGGGCACCCGCCAGAAUAGCUUGCAGCGCAUCCAGCAGCGAAAGCAGAAGGUAUUCAAUCUGCCGGAGGCACAGAAAUUCGCCAAGCUCUCCAUGUACUCUGCGUGCCAAGCGGAGGGUUGUCGAUGCACUGGCUGGAAGACGCCACAGGAGAACAGGCAUCGCGAUGUUGAAUCCUCGUACUGCCCGGAAUUGAGUGAGGAGUGUCGCAAUGCCAGUUGUCGCCAUCCGUUGCGUUCCCACAUAGCUCAUAUGGCUCAAAUCUCCAGGACAAGUAUGGAUGAACUGUUGGGCGCCAUCAUUGACAUGGAAAACUUGUUUAUGUCCAUGCAACGUGUCGAGGACGAUGACACCAAGAAGGUGUAUUUGUAUCUGUUUAGGUUGCUGCGUCAAUGCGUCCUAACACGCACUCAGGCUGUAAUUCGCGGCCCGCUCGGCGAUCCUCCGUUUGAGUCGCCGUGCAUAACGAAGGCUGUGUUAUCCUUGGUCUUCUAUAAGUACCAUCACUUGAGUUCGACUGAACUGCAAACGAUGACGGAGGUCGCCAAAACGUUUCUGAAUUUCCUCAAUCAUUACAAUUUUGAGUCGCCAUCGGCGCGACGCGGUGAUUUGACAUUGACGCACGAGGAUGCGUCCACCUACAAGAUCAACUAUACACGCUGGCUGGUCUUCUGCCAUGUGCCUGCCUUUUGCAACUCGCUGCGCCAAUUUGAGACAUCGCUUGUCUUUGGACGAACCCUUCUCCGCACCGUAUUUCAGUACAUGUCGCAGCAGCUGAAAAAGAAGUGCAUUUCGGAACGUGAUCGCUUUCCGGAGGACAAACGUUCGAUAAUUACGCAAAUGCCAAAGUUCUUGGAGGCACUGCGCUCGGAGCUGCUGAAAGAUGAUUCACCCAUUUGGGAUCCAAACUACAGGCCACCCAAUUCGUUUGUCAUGCAGCAACGGAAGCGGCAUCAGGAGUUGCCACCGACAUCAACAAUCACAUCGGCCAGCUCAACGUCCACGUCGGCAGCCAGCAGUGGUAAACGCUCCAGCGUCGGAGAACCACUUCAGAAGAGGAUCAAAAAAGAAAUGCCCGAACGAAGCAUCAGCACUGAAAAUCAAGAUGAUCUGCCAGCCGAUGUGGUAACGCGUGCCAUGAAAGCCGUAGCCGAAUCUAAGACAACAAACAAAUCGGAAAUUCUAUUUCCGGUAAAUGUGUCGCGCGAUGAGAAUGUUAAAGCUGAGGAGCAGAAACGGGCCAUCGAGUUUCAUGUGGUGGGCAAUGCGGUGACAAAGCCCGUGGGCAAGCAGACAAUCCUAUGGCUACUAGGAUUACAGCUGGUGUUUGCGCAUCAGCUGCCGGAGAUGCCGCGGGAAUAUAUCAGUCAGCUGGUUUUCGAUACCAAGCAUAAAACGCUGGCACUCAUCAAGGAGAAUCAGCCAAUUGGGGGCAUUUGCUUUCGCCCAUUUCCAACGCAGGGCUUCACAGAGAUCGUUUUCUGUGCAGUGACAAUGGCGGAGCAGGUGAAGGGAUAUGGAACUCAUCUGAUGAAUCACUUGAAGGAUUACAGCAUUCAGCGUGGCAUUAAGCAUUUGCUUACGUUUGCCGAUUGUGAUGCCAUUGGGUAUUUCAAGAAGCAGGGAUUUUCCAAGGACAUCAAAUUGGCACGACCCGUCUAUGCUGGCUACAUCAAGGAGUAUGAUAGUGCCACCCUGAUGCACUGUGAACUGCAUCCAAGUAUUGUGAACACUCAGUUUAUAGCCGUGAUUCGCCAUCAAAGUGAAAUCCUGAAGGAGCUCAUUGCACAACGUCAUAAUGAUGUCCAGAAAGUCAGGCCUGGCCUAACAUGCUUCAAGGAAGGUGUGCCCUCCAUCCCAGUUGAGUCCAUACCGGGCCUGAGGGAAAUCGGUUGGAAGCCACAAAUGCGUCCAGUGCGCGCAUCUCGUCCCCUGGAAGAGUCAUCAGAUCCGGAAAAACUUGUCACAUCCUUUGCAUCAGUAUUGCAAUCGGUGCGUCAGCAUACCACGGCUUGGCCAUUUUUACGGCCGGUGCCGGCAAACGAGGUGCCCGACUACUAUGAUCAUAUCAAAUUUCCCAUGGACUUGAAAACGAUGGGCGAGCGCCUAAAGAAGGGUUAUUAUCAGACACGCCGCCUGUUCAUGGCAGAUAUGGCACGGAUUUUCAGUAAUUGUCGGUUCUACAAUUCACCCGACACGGAGUAUUAUCGUUGCGCCAAUUCGCUGGAGCGUUAUUUCCAAACCAAAAUGCGUGAACUGGGCUUAUGGGACAAAUGAUGUGAUGAAGAAUAAAAUUGUUAGAUCUUAUCAUAUA